UAGCUUUGCAACAACACUUGGAGGGUGCUGGGCGUGUAUAGUGGACUUAGCCUGUAUGUAUCCUCACAUAGAGGAUGAUUUCCGACAACUGAGACUCUUUGGAUACCAGGCGCAACGCUUCUCCUGGAGAGAUGUUGGAAUCCAACAAGUCUUUGCGUGAGAGCAAUGUCACCAAAAGUGACAGCUGUGGAUCCGUAUCAGUUGUUUUCCCUAUUACUAUGAUGGUAACGGGAAUGGUGGGCAAUUCUCUCGCUCUUAUGCUGGUAUAUAGCUCGUACAGAAAAAAAGAAAAUAACAGGAAAAAGUCAUUCCUACUCUGCAUAGGGUCGCUGGCAUUGACAGAUCUGUUUGGACAGCUUCUCACCAGCCCGAUAGUUAUAUCGGUUUACAGAGCCGAUUUGAAAUGGGACCGCAUAGACUCAUCGGGGAUUCUGUGUGCUUUCUUUGGAGUGUGUAUGACAACUUUUGGCUUGUGUUCUCUAUUCUUUGCCAGCGCAAUGGCAAUUGAGAGGGCAUUGGCGAUUACAAGUCCUCAUUGGUACUCCAAUCACAUGAAGACAAGUGUGACAAAGCAAAUUCUGGCAGUUAUAUUGUGUCUUGUUCUUUUUUUCUCGCUGUUGCCGGUCGCAGGAGUUGGGCACUAUACGCUGCAAUGGCCAGGCACUUGGUGCUUCAUAAGCACUGGAGACAGAGAGGUCCCGGGCAACAUGUUUUUCUCCAUCACUUUCGCUGUUCUUGGGAUAUUCUCACUUCUUGUGACUUUCUCCUGCAACGUCGUCACAAUUCGUGGAUUAGUUAUUCGUUGCAAAACGAAAUCGGGCACAUCUCACUCAUCCAAGCAGUGGGAACGAUUAACCACGGAGACAGUCAUUCAACUAUUGGGAAUCAUGUGUGUACUGCUUAUAUGCUGGGUUCCUUUACUGGUGCUGAUGUUAAGAAUGAUCUCGACACAGACGUCGUCACAUCACUGCAAACCGGCAGAAGUGUCUUUCACUCCUAGUCAAGACAUCCAGGUGGACUGCAACUUCUUUCUCACCGCCAUUCGCCUGGCCUCUCUGAACCAGAUCCUGGACCCUUGGGUUUACCUGCUCCUAAGGGAGAUUAUACUGCGCAAGUUCUGCCAGGUGGCCAAUGCUGUGUCCAACUGCUCCAUAGACAGACAAAAGGAGACUCAGACGGCCCUGGAUGUUCUCAACAAGCAGCCUUCUGACACUAACGGUCUGUAGAAACAGUAAAUGUACCCGAUCAAACUUAAGGAUAACCUGACCUGAUUAAAUGUUUUUUUAAUUCUAUCACCCACAGUCCAAAAACAGUUAUUGUGCAAUAAUGUUGUACCACUAAUGACAGAAAUUACUUUGUUAUUGUGUUAAUGGACCAGGCAAUGCUCGCCAUGUGCACUCAUUUUUGUUUGGUUGCACAUAUUCUAGUGAGGCUCAAAAAAGCAGAAUGUGAAAACGUGACCUCUGCAACCUUCACUUUGGACUGUUAAAGCCAAUGAGUUCCAGGGGGAUUUUUUUACAUGGUUGCUCAAUAAACAUUACAGCCCUACCAAACACAAACAGACAUUCUCAAUCAGAAGAUACCAUUUUGUUUUUCAACCAACAAGUUAAAACAACAGAUGACAACUGUUAAUGGAAUAUAGUUUUUGACUUUCUGGAAUCACAUUUGCAUUUCAUGUAACAAAGUUGAUGUUAAAUGUAAUGAUGGCUGGAAUGUGUGACAUUUUUAAUUCAAAUCAGUCUUCACUUUGUCAUGUGUAAUAGACUAGAAUUUUAACCAAAUUAAAAAAAAAAGGGGAACCUCUGAAGUGCAAGGCAAGUGUACUCGAAACUGAAAUAGACUGCACAGUAUUAAAUAUGCUAAUUAGAGAAGAAUGCAAAAUGUAUUGAUAUAUGGAAAAGGCAUUGAUAUUUGUUGUUUCUGUGUUGAACACUGAAAUGUGUGUUUAACUCUGAAUGUGCUGAAGAUGCUACCUAUUGGGGAUAUGAUGUCAUGUGUUCAGGGUGGUCCACAAUUAUUGGCACCCUUGAUAAAAAAUGAGCAAAAAAAAUUGUAUAAAAUAAAUAGAAUUUCUAUAUUAUAUGCAAAACAAAUAGGAAAUGUAUAUUAUUUUAUGCUAAUACAAUUGCUCUGGUAAAGAUUUUGUUUAAGUGGCACAGCGGUCUAAGGCACUGCAUCUCAACGCUAGAGGCGUCACUACAG
Messenger RNA from Oncorhynchus mykiss (rainbow trout), 2202 nucleotides. It is a transcript of the gene ptger3, whose product is annotated as prostaglandin E receptor 3 (subtype EP3). Gene Ontology annotation, cellular component: plasma membrane. The record is from RefSeq and is a predicted model, not a curated record. Gene Ontology annotation, molecular function: prostaglandin E receptor activity. NCBI's taxonomy places the organism in Eukaryota, Metazoa, Chordata, Actinopteri, Salmoniformes, Salmonidae. Gene Ontology annotation, biological process: adenylate cyclase-activating G protein-coupled receptor signaling pathway; inflammatory response; negative regulation of gastric acid secretion.